CGGCACGGCGGGUGCGAACGCGGAGCUGUGAGGCGCAGGCAGGGCUCUAGGGCACCUAGAGACCAGGGCCGGGGACGUGGCAGCCGCCCUGCCCGCUAGAAAGUUUCCUAGAAGUUUGCUGGGCGCGGGCGCACGACCGACGGGCCGGACCAUGAACGUGUUCCGAAUCCUCGGCGACCUGAGCCACCUCCUGGCCAUGAUCUUGCUGCUGGGGAAGAUCUGGAGGUCCAAGUGCUGCACGGGCAUCUCUGGGAAGAGCCAGAUCCUUUUUGCUCUCGUCUUCACCACCAGAUACCUGGACCUGUUCACCAACUUCAUCUCCAUCUACAACACAGUAAUGAAGGUGGUUUUUCUCCUCUGCGCCUAUGUUACAGUGUACAUGAUAUACGGGAAAUUUCGUAAAACUUUUGACAGUGAGAAUGACACAUUCCGCCUGGAGUUUCUUCUGGUCCCAGUCAUUGGCCUUUCCUUCCUUGAAAACUACAGUUUCACUCCGCUGGAGAUCCUCUGGACUUUCUCUAUCUACCUGGAGUCAGUGGCUAUUCUGCCCCAGCUCUUCAUGAUCAGCAAGACUGGAGAGGCUGAGACCAUUACUACUCACUACCUGUUCUUUCUGGGUCUGUACCGGGCACUCUACCUGGCUAACUGGAUCAGGCGGUACCAGACUGAGAAUUUCUAUGACCAAAUCGCAGUGGUGUCUGGAGUAGUACAAACCAUCUUCUACUGUGACUUCUUCUACUUGUAUGUGACCAAAGUCCUUAAGGGAAAGAAGUUAAGUCUUCCAAUGCCAAUCUGAGGACGCUCUGAGAUAGUCUACACCUUAACAAGCACAUGAAGGAAACUAUUUUGAAUGUUCUUUGGCAACUUAUCCAUAAUUUGGGAUCAAAUGUUAAAACCAGAAAAAUGCUUAGUGUGGAUUUCAGCAAAACUUGAUCAUCCCACCCAGAAGACCUUCUCAUCAAUAGACUGCCCUUAAAGACUCAUUGUAAGGUCAUAAAAACCUGGGCCAACUGCACAAAUACGGUGCCUCAAAAUGACUGCAACAAGAAACCUUAAGGUGCCUUACCGACGAAAAAGACCAAAUAAAUGAUUGCUCUCCAAGGCCCGAGGGCAAGACUCAUGAUGAGGAAGUCAACCCCAAUCUGGAACAAUGUCCCUCCUCUUAAGAAUGUCCCAACUAAAGACCAGUUAAAAUAUUAGAGUACGCUCUCGUGAAUUUCCACUUUCCAGGUAGGUGACCAAAUUUAGGUGGUCAAGAUAUAAAAGUGACAGCUAGUUUUAAGUGUGAAACGUAUUUCACUUUCAUACUGCCUUCAGGACAGAAGCAAACCAAAUUUACCAGGUUUGGCUGGAAGAGUUUUGUGCCUCAUCUUUUACCGGUUUGAAUUUUUUCAAACCAGUGACUGAUACCUGCCUUGCACUUAGUACCUUAAUACCAAUAACCUAAUGGUACUUAGGUGAGUACCAUUUGCGCAAUCACUGUUUUACUUAUGAGCAGAUACAGAUACAUCCAAACCCUUACCUACUAGGUAUCCUGCUAGGGUUUUCGAUUCCAACUCUUACAUUAAGUUUAAUCAAUUCUACUUUCCUUUCAGUUUUAGGUGCCAAUCAGUCAAUCCAAUAUUCCCCACCUUUGUCUUGAAACAAAUAAAAACUGUUUUAAGAUGUCUACAUUGAACUAUUCAGAGAAUUUUUAAGCAAUAAAACCUUACACCUUAUUGUCAA
This is a messenger RNA of Mandrillus leucophaeus (drill), 1725 nucleotides long. It is a transcript of the gene KDELR3, whose product is annotated as KDEL (Lys-Asp-Glu-Leu) endoplasmic reticulum protein retention receptor 3. Bases 152 to 796 code for a protein of 214 amino acids. The transcript has 5 exons. The record is from RefSeq and is a predicted model, not a curated record. NCBI's taxonomy places the organism in Eukaryota, Metazoa, Chordata, Mammalia, Primates, Cercopithecidae. Gene Ontology annotation, biological process: endoplasmic reticulum to Golgi vesicle-mediated transport; protein retention in ER lumen. Gene Ontology annotation, cellular component: endoplasmic reticulum; membrane; cis-Golgi network. Gene Ontology annotation, molecular function: ER lumen protein retrieval receptor activity.